AUGGCCCGUUAUGGCGCACUGGGCGCCACCUUUCAAAUUGCCCGAGUCUUCGAGGCCUGCUCCCUGAUUGCUAUCAUCGGCAUGACCGCCAAGUUCAUCUCCUCGAUCGUAAAUAACAACGCAACGCCACCGAACGUGCUAAUCGGCACCAUCAGCGUGACCUGCAUCGCAGUCAUGUACUGCCUCAUCACCGCAAUCCUCUUCCUCGACGACAUCCUACCGUUCCUAGCCUGCGCCGCCAUGGACCUGCUGGUGCUGGUGGCCCUGAUCGUGGUUGCUGUUGUCGUCGGCAAGCCCCUCUCCUACCUCAAGUGCUCGGCGCUGGCCGAGCUGGGGUACAAGGACUCGACGGCGUAUGCGCUGUCGUCGCAUCUGUCGAGCUAUUUGGCGACGCUGAGUGGCAAGAUCGAUUAUACGUCGUGGAUCGGGGCGUCGAAACCUAUUUGUUUAGAGACGAAAGCGAUUUGGGGUCUGAGUAUUGCAUUGUGUAUCCUGUUCUUCUUCUCAGCUCUCUGUAGUGUCUGUCUGUGGCGCCAGAAGAAGGCCAAUGCCAAUGCGAAGAGCACAGAGUAG
Messenger RNA from Penicillium alfredii, 573 nucleotides. RefSeq lists its product as uncharacterized. NCBI's taxonomy places the organism in Eukaryota, Fungi, Ascomycota, Eurotiomycetes, Eurotiales, Aspergillaceae. The coding region runs from base 1 to 573 and encodes 190 amino acids. The record is from RefSeq and is a predicted model, not a curated record. The transcript has 3 exons.